GUCUCCUUGAUUUCUCCUUUUCUUUUCUGAUCGGCGUUCACAGUUGUUGCUUGAAGGUGCAGCUCUUUUGUUGCCUCAAGUCAUCUAACGAGUGAUUGCAUGCAUUGUUCUUUGUCUUCAUUCCUGUUGUCCCUAUUGCUCUUCCAAUGUGAAAGACCAGUUUUUGUUUCUUGGAUUUCUUUGAUUGAACUUCUGAGAGAAAGAGCGGAUCUGUUCAAUUUCGGCUUUUUGGUGUAUAUGCGUGAGAGAAGAUUUCACUUGUGAAUGAUGAGUUCGGGUUUAUCCCAGAAUUCUCGUUUGCCACGGCCCAGCCGGUAGCCCAGAAGCCUGGACCCAGCAAACAGUGUGUAUUCUUCAGUAACUGUGACCCUUCUCUCCAAAAAAACGCACUCCAGCUUUUUUUCACCUAUUAUGGUGACAACGUUUACCGUUUGGCGACCUCUGUAAUGUACCAUGGUGUCCCCUGCGUUUUGCCCCAACAAGCGUCGAGCAGCCGAAAGUGCCGGAACUCAGCGACCUGAGAAAUUGCGGUGUUGUCUGCUGUUUGUUGGCUCAAGGUGAUCAUACAUUCUUACAGAUACGUAGUCAAGGAUCAAGUGGUUGCUGUGGUUACAUGAUCUGUCUCUUCUCGUACUGAUUGUCUGCGCUGCGCUAAGCAUCUCACGCCACCGUUGCCACGCACAGUUGCUGCGUCGUUUCUGUGAUUACAGUUUUCCUUCUCCAUCUGAGAGCGUUUCUGUUGUCUGUUGUCCACUAGAAUAAAACCCCCUGUUGUGUGAAUCACGAGACUGUUGACAAAAUGAUGGCCGCAAACCCCUCAUCAGCAAAAAAGGGCCCUGUGGUCUGUCGCAUGCGGCCACUCCAGGACUGCCUUGCAAAGAAUGAUGGCGACAUUCGUCAGUGCAUUGAGGAGGUUAAGUUAUUCGAAACGACGUGCAGCAAGAAAAUCGAAUAUGUCCAUGAUAGAGAAGGCCUUGACGACAACCGGUCGGGACUUUUCAGUGGCAAGAAAGGAGCAUAG
This is a messenger RNA of Toxoplasma gondii ME49, 1021 nucleotides long. RefSeq lists its product as hypothetical. The record is from RefSeq and is a predicted model, not a curated record. The transcript has a single exon. The coding region runs from base 800 to 1021 and encodes 73 amino acids. NCBI's taxonomy places the organism in Eukaryota, Apicomplexa, Conoidasida, Eucoccidiorida, Sarcocystidae.